UUAUCCGUAUUGCCAUGUUAUUUAUUGUUAGUUUACCGUUAUAUAACCUGAUAUAUGAUAUAUAUUUUCUAUAUGUUCUUGUAGAGUAGUGAUUGCCACCAUCGUUGACCCAAACAACAUACGGCUGAGCAGUGUGUGUGUGUGUGUGUGUGUGUGUGUGUGUGCGUGUAUGUGUGUGUGUAUGUGUGUAUGUGUGUAUGUGUAUGUUUGUGUGUGUCUGUGUGUGUAUGUGUAUAUGUGUGUGUAUGUGUGUAUGUGUGUGUAUGUGUGUAUGUGUGUGUAUGUGUGUAUGUAUGUGUGUGUAUGUAUGUGUGUGUGUAUGUGUGUAUGUGUGUGUAUGUGUGUGUGUAUGUGUGUGUAUGUAUGUGUGUGUGUAUGUGUGUAUGUGUGUAUGUGUGUGUAUGUAUGUGUGUGUGUCUGUGUAUAUGUUUGUGUAUAUGUAUGUGUGUAUAUAUGUGUGUGUGUAUGUGUUUGUAUGUAUGUGUGUAUGUGUGUAUAUGUGUGUGUGUAUGUGUGUGUAUGUGUAUAUGUGUGUAUAUGUAUGUGUGUAUGUGUGUGUAUGUGUGUGUAUGUGUAUAUGUGUGUAUGUGUAUAUGUGUAUAUGUGUGUAUGUGUGUAUGUGUGUGUAUGUGUGUAUGUAUGUGUGUGUAUGUGUGUGUGUGUAUGUGUGUGUGUAUGUGUGUGUAUGUGUAUGUGUGUGUGUAUGUUUGUGUAUAUGUGUGUAUGUGUAUGUUUGUGUGUGUAUGUGUGUGUAUGUGUGUGUAUGUGUGUAUGUAUGUGUGUGUAUGUAUGUGUGUGUGUAUGUGUGUGUAUGUGUGUGUAUGUAUGUGUGUGUGUAUGUGUGUAUGUGUGUGUAUGUGUGUAUAUGUAUGUGUGUAUGUGUGUGUAUGUAUGUGUGUGUGUCUGUGUAUAUGUUUGUGUAUAUGUAUGUGUGUAUAUAUGUGUGUGUGUAUGUGUUUGUAUGUAUGUGUGUAUGUGUGUAUAUGUGUGUGUGUAUGUGUGUGUAUGUGUAUAUGUGUGUAUAUGUAUGUGUGUAUGUGUGUGUAUGUGUGUGUAUGUGUAUAUGUGUGUAUGUGUAUAUGUGUGUAUGUGUGUAUGUGUGUGUAUGUGUGUAUGUAUGUGUGUGUAUGUGUGUGUAUGUAUGUAUGUGUGUGUGUAUGUGUGUAUGUGUGUAUAUGUAUGUGUAUAUGUGUGUGUAUGUGUGUGCGUGUAUGUGUGUAUGUGUGUAUAUGUAUGUGUGUAUGUGUGUGUAUGUAUGUGUGUGUGUCUGUGUAUAUGUUUGUGUAUAUGUGUGUAUGUGUGUGUAUGUAUGUGCGUAUGUGUGUAUAUGUGUGUAUGUGUGUAUGUAUGUGUGUAUGUGUGUAUAUGUGUGUGUGUAUGUGUGUGUAUGUGUGUAUGUGUGUGUAUGUGUGUGUGUGUGUCUGUGUGUAUGUGUGUGUGUAUGUGUGUGUAUGUGUAUAUGUGUGUAUAUGUGUGUAUGUGUGUGUAUGUGUGUGUGUGUGUCUGUGUGUAUGUGUGUGUAUGUAUGUGUGUGUAUGUGUAUAUGUGUGUAUAUGUAUGUGUGUAUGUGUGUGUAUGUGUGUAUGUGUGUGUAUGUAUGUGUGUGUAUGUGUGCGUAUGUGUGUGUGUUUACCCACGGGCCUGAUUAUACUGACUUAACAUGUUCCCGUUAUUAAGAACACUGCUGACGCGCUCAGUGCAGCAGAGACAGAACCGUCAGUUUCUCUUUGGGGUGAAUUGUUGUUGAUUAGUUUGUUUGUUAGUUGCAGAGAAGUGCACAGUUUAAUGUAUUAAUAAAUAAUAAAAUAGACGAAAAGAAUACUCAGAAACUUUGAAAUUCAUGUAAUUAUUUAAAAAUUCUUACAAAGCAUUUUCCCCAGUGUUCAGACCCCUCUGUGUAUAUAAUGAAUAUAAAUCUGUACUGAGAUGAUAAAACUUGUCCUGGCAGCAAAACGCAUUCUCUAUAAUCCCUUUAUUUAUCUUUAUAAUCCCUCUUUAUCAUGCGUAUACGGCUCGCUUUGGUGUGCAGUUCUCGUGUUGAACACAAGAUGGCGCCGCACACUGAGACCAGGAGCAGCACGCGCAGCAGCGUCCUCCAUAUAAACACGGCGAGCUGUGAACAGGCGCGAGCUGUAUGUACACUUAGGAAUCGAUUUGUUAGGCUUUUCUCAUCUCCUCGUCCUGGAGCUUGGAUAAUUGAGGAACCAGGCUGCUGGAGGAACGCAGUGGAGGAGAUGUGAGGAGGCAAAGCGCCACGUCAUGACCGCUACCCGAGAUUACAAACACUCGCUGACGUCAUCGCGUCCCUCACCUACAUUCUGUAGGACAGGCGUCAGGCGGCCAGAGGAAGAGAGAGGAGGACGACGACAUGGUGCCUGCCUCAUCACACUGUAAUGUGAAUAAAUGAGGGGAAAGGUGGAUCAUAUCUCAGCCUGAUCACUUCCUUUCCCCAGGCUGUGAUGUGAUGUGAUGUGAUGGUCUGCGACGCUCCUCUCUCGGGUUCCUCCCUCUGUGACCGCACCGCCUGCCUUCACUGAGAUGCACGCAGAGAUACAGUAAGGUACAAACAUCGAAUAAUCCACUCAGGAGGGAGAAAUGAGGAGCCACCAGAGCUCGCUGGUCGUCUCCUGUCUCUCUGUGUUGCUCUGCUGCUGGACCGGAGCGAGCAACCUGCGGAGCCGUGACAUCAGUAACAAUAAUUCUCACAACCUGAUCAAAGUCACGCCACCACACGUAAGAAGCAGAGACGCCGAUGUCGAGCCGAAGAAGCAGCAGGAAAGCGGAACCAACUCGAGCAGCAACGGCAGCGACUUCCUCAAAGAAGGUAGCGUGUGUGCGUACCGCGUCCUGCAGAGAGGCGAAGAUGGUCGGCUAUGCUUCCGACACGCUCGGGUCAACUUUACGUGUUCUGGCAGCACCUGCAGGCAGGUGACGUCACCUGGAGGUCACCUGGUCGCCAACCUGCUCUCCAACAGCACUGUGCUGCUCCAGUGGACUUACCCCAUGGUGCAGGAUAAAUCAGGACACAUUCUAGCGACCUCUGAGAUCCUGACUGAACUUCCUACAGGGUCUCCACCUGCCUCGCCAAAGAGACCCGGCGUGGGGCAGAGAGAGCCUCAGGGAGGCUUCAGGAUGAGGUGCUGGUGGAACGGCAGCUACACUCAAUUCGAGUGUGCGAGCGUGCAUCUGGCCAGUGACUGCAGGGACUACUUACUGAGCGAGCUCCACGAAAACGUGCCCUACCGAAUCUGCCUGCAGCCAGCGGUUUGGGACGGGCCCGGCGAGUGCGUGGAGUUCAGCAUGUCGCCCACGGGGAUGCAGGACAUCGUGAUCGCCAUGAUGAUGGUGGGCGGGGCCAUCUGCGUGAUGCUUGUGAUCAUCUGCUUGCUGGUGGCCUACAUCACAGAGAACAUCAUGAGUCCCAGCGCGCAGCACACACUCGCCACACAGCAGCACUCUCGCCACUCACACAACACGUACCUCUAGAAGCUGAGGCGCACACUGAUGACAUCAGAUGGCAGUGACUGGUUAAAUGGAAACAUUCCUCAUCACGUUCAUCUCUCCUUACCCACACAUAAAUCUAAAAAAGAAAUCAUACAAACACCCUCCUACAGAUCUCUCAUAUGAACAUAUACACACUUCUGUCACUGGCACUCAAACACAACCAUAACAAAAGAGGUCCUGGACAAGCUCUGUAACAGCCUCUUACAGCCCACGCACUCCACACACACACACACACACACACACACACACACACACACACACACACUCACUACUAUCUCUGUGAGCUUCUGGCGACACCCACGCCAAAAGGACUGUGGCAAAAUACAUGCAUCAUAAAACUCAAUUUUGUUCAGCAUUUUGAACAUUUUAUCUUGAAGCAAAAAAGCAAAACAAAACAAAUCUCACUGGAACUUCGGUUCUGAUUGGAUCCAUGCUCACAUAUCACAGCAAGUGUGUAUAAACACACAGAUCAGGUAGAAAAGCAAAUAAAAACAAGACUUGAUUUAUACAUUUUCAUAUAAACAUCCGCCAAUAAGCUGUUGCGCCCCCUACAUGUGACUGUGUGAACUGACGUUUACCACUGAACUGUGCACAUUAGCAAAACUCGAUUAGCCAGGUAGUUGUAGGAGCAUGUGAUUACAAGAAAAAGAUUUAAACCUAAGAUUAGUGGUUAAAUAUAAAUGAGUGAAGGAUGAUCAUGUCAUUAGUAACAUGAGUUUAAAGGAGGAGUUUGUCUAAAAAUGCUAUCGUGGCUAAUGCAUCUAGCAUAUAUCUGGUAUUGAGAAUGAAAGAAUAAAGCUGAAGGUGUUUUAAAAAAAUAGUUUUUCUCCUCUAUGGGAGCAAUGCUGUUUUAUUUCUGUAGGACUUUAAAGUAAUACAGAUGGCCACGGCAUCGUUGUGGUGGCUACAAUAAGAUUUUAUGCCUUACAAAGUGAAUAAAAUUCAGUUAUACUGAGGACACAGACUGGUGAAGCAAUCUGAAUACUGUGCUAUUUUUUUCUCUGUGUUAUACAAAGCCUCUUGUGUCAAUAAAAGAAUAAUUAACCUAA
Molecule: messenger RNA, 4553 nt
Organism: Ictalurus punctatus (channel catfish)
Lineage: Eukaryota; Metazoa; Chordata; Actinopteri; Siluriformes; Ictaluridae
Gene: fndc10
Product: fibronectin type III domain containing 10
Exons: 2
Coding region: 2596-3486 (296 amino acids)
Source: RefSeq, a predicted model, not a curated record